Drosophila eugracilis is the source of this 1006-nucleotide messenger RNA. RefSeq lists its product as uncharacterized. The transcript has a single exon. The record is from RefSeq and is a predicted model, not a curated record. Bases 1 to 984 code for a protein of 327 amino acids. Lineage: Eukaryota; Metazoa; Arthropoda; Insecta; Diptera; Drosophilidae. Gene Ontology annotation, cellular component: cytoplasmic microtubule.
AUGACCAAAACGCGCAACUUUCUGCUCGAAAACCGAAUGAUGGUCAGCCAGGGCUCGCCAAGCUAUCAAAAGCCCACGCUUGCCUCAAGGGCCAGAUGCUGCGGAUCAGUUAAGCUACCAUUGGCAAAACCUCAGCGACGUGCAGGUAGACCCGCACAAACUAUUUCCAAUCAGCAAGAGCUAUCCGAGAAACAGAUCCAAACGGAGGACAUCAGCGACGAACGGUUUCUCAGUGCCGCCCUGCUAAAAUGUACGGACAAAAGCCAAUCGCAGUUUCAAUCCCGCAGCGAGGGUGAUGAUCCCUUAAACGGUAGGGGAGAACUGUUCUCCGGCGAAGGUUUGCAGCUGCGUUGCACGGCGUCCAACUUUGAGCUGGGCACAGUGCCGAAACAACGCAUUGGCUAUCAACCGGGGCAGUACACACUGCACCGGCCGCUAGCCAACGUGUUCGGCAUUUUGCCUGGCGGUUUAUGUUUCUUGGACAACUGUUGCUCAUCUAUCGUAAAGCAGGAUGAUAAUGUAUCUAUGAGUUCCCAUUCCUCUACGGCGAGUUCUCCUAGGGUCCGCCAAAUGGACAUUCCCGAGGUUGUCGAUGUGGACCCAGAGGAUGUGUUAAGCGUGAAAUCGCAGGCAUCCCUUAAAAAGGAGGCCCAACCACAAGAAGAGUCUGAACCACAAGAUCAAGUGAAUCUUCAGCCAGCGUCACCUAAAGAGCAGGAAACCCAGCCUAUUCUGAUAUCCAGCGAACAACGUAGGGCUCUCUUGGAUGCUGCCCGUGAACGGCAAAGCCAAUUGAUUGCCCAAUACAACCGGUUGCCCCUUUCCAUGGGCACGUUGCGAGUGCGUAACCUCAAGAGGCAACUGGAACAGCAAUUGGACUUAGUGGACCAUGAUCUGAGCAUGCUUUCACAGGCUAAGGUGUACUUAAAACAGGAGUCUAACUGUGGAACAGUUGCAUAUGAAAAAUUAUACAAAAAUGUUUAAAUAAAAGUAGCUUAAACACAGA